AACGUGUCAUUAUCGGUGUGUUAAUUAAUAGUUGUCAAUGAAUUAACAUAUGUGCGGGUAUGAUUCGAAUAAUUGACAGAAGAUUAUUCAAGAAAUAUAUGUAUUCAGUUGGAGAUCAAGAAAUUACUGAAAAGCAAAACAGACAUAACAAAUUAUUCGUCUUGGAUGUAUCCUAAAUAAUUCAUUAAAGUCACUGGUUUUAAAUUUUGACCUUGACCUCUGCGUUUAAUAUAUUAAGAAAGUAUAUAAAUAUUUCAAAUUAUUAUUUAGUAUGAAAGUUUUUGUAAACGUCAAUUAAAAAAAAUAAACAUAAAAAGUUAAGGAUUUCUUAACGUUCUACAUUAUAUUGAAGAAGCAUGACUGAGGAAGUAGUGAUGAGCUUCAAAAGUAUUGUAAAUCAAAUUAAGAUUUAAAUAUCAUAAUAAUUAUUAUACAACAAAGUUUUAAUCUAAUUUUAUAUUUACAAUAUAAAUUGUAAAUAUACAAACAAGACUGGGCUUAAAGGCUUUUUAUUUAUUGUUUUAAAAAAUAAUAUAUAUAAAAAUAUCGUUAAAUCAAAUUGAUAAUCAAAUAAAAAUAAUGGCCAACACACAAGAAAAGUCAAAUUCUGGCAAAGGAUUAUUACGUAAUAAUGAAAGUACAUCUGAUAUAGAGCAACCGGAUUUUUCAAAUGGAUUUGAAAAUCGAAUUGUAGAUUUCGAUUACCGUUCCCAAGAAAGAAAUAUAAAUGUCUGUUCACACUUUAUUCCAUCGCAGGAUAACAAAUAUGCAACGUUGACUGAUUCAUUGAAAAGUGUGAUUCAUAAAAAUAGUCCAAAACUGUCGGUAGUUAAUCAAACGGAAGAGGCACAUUCUUCUGUUGAAAAAUUAUCUAAACAAUUUGUUGAUCAUUUACAAUGUUCCCUACAAGAAAGUACUCAAAAUGUACCACUAUUGCAAACACAAUCACAACCACAGCAACUACAUUUCAUUCCCGAAAGUAAAGAAGAAUUUAGCAAUUUUUCAAAUAUUCGUAGUCAAUUUGAAAUUAGAUCACAAAUGUAUCCACCUCAGCAAAAACAAAAUUUCGAAAAGGCUUGUUACGUAACAGCUGAGAAGGUCAGUAUGAACAAUAUUUAUCGGAAUGAUAAUCCUGUUUCUACUGUUGCUGCAAGUCAUUAUGUGACAAAUCAGCCAUCAUCAAAAUUAUCCCCACAAUCAACAAGUCCAAAACCACGUUAUUAUUCUGGUGUAUUUGCUCCUCCGUUAGAUCAAAGAUUUGUGACCACUGGAAGGCAGCCACAAUAUCCAUAUAAUUCCUGUCCCGAUACUGUAGUCAGUGCUUAUAUUAAAGAACAGACAAUAAUUAGUCCUUACAACCCACAUGUAGAAAUUUACUCAACUCAAAACCCAGCAAAGCAUCAACGUUUCAUUCAAGAUUUAACUCAAUACCAAAUGCAACAUGCCGCUCAAUCAGGUUCUCAAAAUAUUCACCAGUCCGUAGCGGUCACGAAAACAACAGACAAAACUUCUCGUAGAGGACCAAAACCUUUGGUGCCGCCUAGAGGAAACUCGAAAAUAACUUACGAUGCUGGAACUAAAUCACAAAUUACUAAUAACACACCACAACAUACAGCUGUCCAAACAGCCUACCAAGGACCAAGCACUUUUCCAGAAAAGACUAAUGCAUUAACGUCUUCUGCAUCUCAAUCAACAAUCGAUGGGGACAAUAAAUUCGUCACGUCAUUAACACAAAAACCAAGAACGAGACAGGACGGAUUGCCAGAUGACAUAAGAAUUAAUCUUCCAAGAGAAAAUACAGAACCAAUUAUUUCAAAUCCAAUUUAUGUAUCUAAACUAGAAAAUCGAAAAUCUAUCGACGUUCCUACAAGUAUUCAAAAAAAUAACUUUACCACUGACACAAAUUCAGAACUAAUCAAAUUUGAUCGAAAGACAUCAUCCGUUAUUGACAUCAAAAAUGAUCUAAAUCCGAUAUUUUCAUCAGAAGUGAAAAACAAUGAAAAUAUAAAUUUUCCUCCUCUUGAUCGCAAGGAAAACAUAAGAAGUGACUAUUUGGAUGAAUAUAAAAUAUCAAUGACACUUGAUGGAAACAGAUUAGAAGACAUAAGAAAAUCGCCAAUGCUUUUUGUACCCAUUCGUGACACAUUAUUGGAACGAGGAAAUCAAAAAAGUCCCUCUUUUCAGGAUCAACAAUUUGAAAAAACAAGACAGGAGUUAAGCGCCUGGGCCGAGCAACGUCAACGUCAGGAAAUAGAGAGAGGAAUACAGCAGAAUCAAUUUUUUAUCACGAGUUCACGAUCGAGAAAUCAGGUGGAGGAAAGGAUUGAUGAAAAAUUAGCGAAUCAAUUUAAUAAUCGUAAAGAUAUGAGAAUAUUACCACCAAACAUACACCCAGUACCUGAUAUUAGUCAAAAUGUUCUACUCGAGCAACGUCGACAUUUACGACACGUCAGUGCCGAUCUCACCAAGCACAUUGAAUUUACUAAUAAGGAAUUUAACGAUCAUUCAAUAAGUGGAUCAGUUUCAAAUUUAGUGCCUACUACUAAUGUUGUUUGGGUUCAAAAAGUAAACCCUACAUUAUAUAAUCAAUAUCCUGCUCAUAGUGAGACAAAAAUCGAUACCAAGUCUGCAUUAACUGUUCUCACUGAUUUUGGUGAUGCGACAGAAAAACCUUUUCAUCAAGUAGAUCACAUUAUUCACAGUCAUCGAAAGAGUCACGUGCUUUCCUCAAAUUUAUCAGUAUAUGGCAAAAAUCAGACAGACAAACAAGGUUUAGAGACAGAGACGGAUUGUUUGCAUCAAACAGAACAGAAGCAAUUUCAAAAUCAACAUCAAAGUUUAGACUAUCUUUCUAAUAAAUUAAAACAAUGCGAAAUUCAGCAAAGCGAUCUUCACGCAAAACUUCAGUGUUUACAAAAUCAGAAUCAAUUUUUAGAUAAGGUUGCACAAUUUCAAAAUCGUCAAGGCGACGUACAAUUGCACAGUCAGUAUUAUUUGAUAAAGAACAAAAUUCCAGAGAAUUAUCCAACGCACUUGAUUGCUACGAAAAUUGAAGGAACAUCAAAUGAAAUGGAUGAAGAAUCGUCUACAUUUUUAUAUCAACAGCAAAAAAGUUUAAUGAAUCAAAAUCUUCUAACAUCAUCAUAUUCAUUGACAUCUUCUUCACAACCAUCAAAUCCUUACGAUAGAUUAUCGCCAAGAUUACAACAGAGGGAAACUGAUGACACCUUCGCAUCUGACAUUCCUAAUAUUCUUUAUCCAAGUCAAUCACAAAUUGAUGUCAAUUAUUCAUCACGCCGCUCGUUCAAUCAACUUAAUCGACUGCAGGAUCCUUCUAAUAAGCCUACAAAUUUUCAAUACUCGUCAGUGAUGAUGCCACCAAGCAAUAUUCAUAUUACUGGAACGUUAAAGAAAAUACCGCCUGAGAAACCACCCAGGACAUCUCUCAUUAUGCAGAGUUCAGAAAUAGAGUCGUCACAAAAUCCUACCGAAAAUACAGACGCGAAGGAGGCAACUGGUAAUGGAGCAGAAAUGUAUUUAAAUCCAAAUCCAGGAAUUAUCACUGGUGGUAAUUCUAAUCUCCAUGUUGUUCGAGAGACUGAUGACAUAGACAAGGAACAUGCGUUAGUGUACCGUGAUGGUAAUCUCGUAUCAGGAUCUUUGGAAGCCCUUAUACAACAUAUGGUACCAACAGCAGAAUAUUAUCCUGAUCAAGCAUAUCUGUUCUCUUUUCUGUUAAGUGCUAGACUCUUCAUUAAACCACAUGAAUUAUUAGGAGAAGUUUGUGCUCUCUGUGAGAGUCAACAAAAUUUAAGUGGAGAAAAUGGAAAGGAAAAAUUAUUACGUUUCGUACAUCAUAUGGUACAAUUACUUUCUGAGUGGACUGGAAUAUUUCCGUAUGAUUUUCGAGAUGAAAGAAUGAUGAGUCAUGUUAAAUCUAUUACACAAAAAAUAGCUGCUGUUGACGCUGGUGUUAGACAAGAGGUUUCAAAUUUUCUGCAAAAUUUACUAUUAAGACUCACAGCUCUUGAAAGAUAUGAAGAAGGGCUUGCGAGAUUAGCUAAGGAAACUAGUACCGAACAACUCACACAGAUUGAUUUACUUGAGUUGUGUCCAUCUGCUACAAUUUUGGCACAACAAUUGACUCAUGUAGAACUGGAAAGGCUUUCUUACAUUGGUCCUGAAGAAUUUGUUCAAGCCUUUGCCAAGGAAUUACCCCAUCUAGAAACAUCUUUUAAGGAAAUGAAAAAAACUCGAAACUUGGAAUCUUAUGCACAAUGGUUCAAUAGGUUGAGCUACUUUGUAGCCACAGAAGUAUCAAAGCACAUUAAAAAGAAACAACGUGUUCGCGUGGUUGAAUAUUGGAUUGAGACUGCUAGAGAGUGUUUUAACUUUGGUAACUUUAAUUCGUUGAUGGCGAUAAUAGCUGGGUUGAAUAUGUCACCAGUUACGCGACUUAAGAAAACGUGGGCGAAAGUGCAGACGUCUAAAUUUGCAAUCUUGGAACACCAAAUGGACCCUAGUAGCAAUUUUAGUAGUUAUCGCAGUACUCUAAAGGCAGCAAUGUGGCGUAGCGCAGGCGCUACAGAUGAACAACAAAGGAUAAUUAUACCAUUUUUCAGUCUAUUGGUUAAAGAUUUAUACUUUUUAAACGAAGGCUGCAGCAACAAACUUCCUAAUGGGCACAUCAAUUUUGAAAAAUUUUGGCAAUUAGCUAAACAAGUUACGGAAUUUUUAACAUGGAAACAGGUGGUGUGUCCUUUUGAAAAAGAUUCUCGUGUCAUAGCUUUUUUACAAGCCAGUCCCAUUUUGACCGAGAAUGCAUUGUCCUUAGCGUCGUUUGAAUGUGAACCACCUGAUACUAAUCAUGAAAAAGAACGUUACAAAACUUUAAAAGCUGAACAGAGUAUGUAGAGAACAUUAUUAAUAAUGUUAUUUACCAACCUAAAAAGUAUGAAGAGUUAUAUAUGGAAAUAGUUAUCCUUUUGAAGACAAUUAUUAUUAUUUGAAAUGACCAAAUAAAAACGGUCUUUAGAAAAAUGUGAAGCACAAUAGUGCUAAUGAUAACGCACCAAAGAAGACAUUAAUAUAAGUAUUAGUAAAUCCUAUUGUUUAAUUUAAAUAGAUUCAAUAAUCAUUGAAUAUGAACUAUAAAUUUUAAUGAUUUGACUUAUUUUUUAAUAAUUAGAAAAAAUGUGAAGUAAAGGAACCAGUUCCCGUAUACAGAUUAUUUAAAUAACAGACUUUUUCAUAUAUUUAUCUAUUAAAUUUUUAUAUUUCUUACAUAUUACAAAUAACAAAUUUAAAUUCUACUAAAUUACUAAAUAAAUAGGUAUUACCUACAUUACUCACUAAAAAAAAAACUGACACACGCUCAGUACCUGCUGGUUCUUUUACUUUAAAUACCAGUAAUCCGACUACAGAUAUUAAUAAAUAUUUAAUCAAUUUUUUUACUUGAGAUUGUAAAUUCCCGUUUAUUGAAGAUGAAUAAGUGCUUCAUAUUGUAAUGUUAAAUGGUAUUUAUAUUAUAUUUAAGUUUUCGACAUAUGUUUUAUGUACAAAACUGCCAACUAUGCCUAGCAAUAGAAGAGAUUAUUCCUCUAAUAAUAAUUUAAUCGACUAAUUUUACUGAUCUAGUCAUUUUCCAAAGUUUAUAAUUAUAAUAAUAGAUUAUUUAUAAUAAACCGAAAAUUGUUUUUCGAACGAUUUUUAAAUGUGAUUCUUUGUUUUGUAAAUGUUUAAUU
This is a messenger RNA of Leptopilina heterotoma, 5744 nucleotides long. RefSeq lists its product as uncharacterized. The record is from RefSeq and is a predicted model, not a curated record. Gene Ontology annotation, molecular function: guanyl-nucleotide exchange factor activity. Gene Ontology annotation, cellular component: plasma membrane. NCBI's taxonomy places the organism in Eukaryota, Metazoa, Arthropoda, Insecta, Hymenoptera, Figitidae. The transcript is spliced from 12 exons. Bases 580 to 4914 code for a protein of 1444 amino acids. Gene Ontology annotation, biological process: positive regulation of GTPase activity; Ras protein signal transduction.